GUGAUCAUGACCACUCGAGCAAUCGUUUUCUAACUUCUAACCGCCCGUCGAUCGUUUUCAUGGCAACAAGCUAAAAAAUUUUGAACGUUCGAAUUCGGUGACGCAAGAAUCACAAGCACAAUGCAGUGUAGCUUCCAUCAAAAAUUAUUGGGCUUGUAAAAACUGGACCACUGUUGUACCUGCACUAUUUGUGGUCGUAGUCUCCACCCACGAAGGUCCGCUCCAGUCGAGAAGAUUGCUACUGCAGCCACUUCACAUUGAUUCCAACGAAGACGAACAAGAAUUACGUGUUGAAACAAGAGUACCGCCGGUUCUGUGACGCAGAAGUUGACGACAAAAACAAACCACGCUCGUCUUCGCUGCCGAGUAAGGCGGUUCAUCCACAGGUCGUGUCCUGUUGUCCCGCUGCACCCACUAGAGUGAUAGUCAACUACUCGCUCAUCUCCAACAAGCAUGGUGGGAACGGCCGCACCCCGCAAUCCGCUGUCGCGGAACAUGAACAUCAGGAAUUCGCCCUCGCUCGACGACCUGAACAUCAUAGCGAAGACGCAAACCAGGCUGCCGCAAGUAAACAUGUACGACCCGUUGACCUUUAACAAAACCUCGGACGCACGAGCCAGGAGUCUGUCUUCGUCGCAGCCAAGGGUACGUCUUGGGUUGAUUGGUGUUGUCGGUUAUCUGUACUUACAUUUAGUACUGCAUUAACAUUAUACGGGCACUGGCACAGGCACUAAGUUCUGGUUGUGGCGUGACGCUAUAAUGAAAAACAAAAUAGCUUCAAUUUCAAACAAACACUUCCCCGACCAUAAUCCAGGGCUCUUCGUCCUCGUCGUCAAGUAGCGCCAGCAAGCUGAAGAGCAAGCCCUUUGCAGGGAUGAAGCGACCAGCGCAAGUGAGCCAAGCUGCAUUUCCAAGGCCAAACGCAAGCAAAUAUGACCAGUCGUACUGUCUUGAUGUUGGUAGUUUUUCGAGAAUUGGUUGUGUUUGCAACUUGCACGCGUUCGCUGGUAAGAAAGCACGAAAGUCAAUGAUUGAAUGUAUGUGGUCGGGUGGAGCUGUCUCUAUUCCGGAGAGAGUACAACAUGCAAGACAUCAAUGUUGAACAGGUACCUUAGCGCGUUUGCCGGCACACCCGAGAAGAGCUCGCCGUCCAAGGGAAAGUCGGGGUCAAGAGGAGCAGCGAAACCGUUUAUCGAUACCACCGGUCGCGGCAGUCCAGUCACCAGGGACAUGGUAUUUAUCAUAAGAAACAGCAUUUGAUCGAUUUGCAUUGCCUUUAGCUUUUUCCGAACUCUUUUCGUUUGAAACAAACAAAGAAAAAACUCCAUUUGCAAGGACGAGGCAUAAAUGGUAAAAAAUCUUUUUCUUGAAACACACUCAGGCGUCUUCACUCUUCGAUUCAGCCACCGGUCUAAAGCUGCAGAUGUUGAAAAUGGUGCGCGAUUUAAACACGAAUCAAGAUAGGUCAGACGCCGCGCGCGACAUACUCCGUGACUUAGGGUCCGACCCAGCAAAGCCACAUGUGGACGAGAAGAGUAUGAAAUAUGUUCUUGGUUGGUUGAAUUUUAACGUAAGUAGUGUCGACCUCAGAAACAGACUGAACCAGAAGCAGACACAUGGAACUCUUUGAGCUUGACUCACACGUUGCAAAUUGGCAUGAUAAUCCGCAACAGCAUUUCACGGAUGAUGAACUAGCACUAUUCCAAAACCAAACGAGUGUUUACUUCAUUGUUUUUGACUCUCAACAGUUUUCGUGAACUUCUACAAAUCGGUGCAAACGAUGAAGACGGACGUGGGGCAAGAGAUUGGCGAGGUGCGAGCGGAAAUGCGGGACAUAUUUGCCAUGCUCGACAGCGAUAGGGAACUCAUGGAAGAGGUAUUUUCGUAUCCAUAAUUGUUAUCUACUGCUACUUUUCGCGUACUAUGAAAAACCGACACUCUUUUUCCAAUCGUGCAGGCGUCUGAUGACGACAGCCUUGAUGCAUCUCGUUCUCUCUUCGAAGGUUGUGUUGUAACCAACCAGUAAAUGACGACUUCCUUGCACAGGACCUUGCCGAAAUGGAGACAGAAGCCGUGGAAAUGCAGCGGGUAGUCACGAAAAUGAAUGGCGCCAUUUCGAAGUUCGAAAUGGAAGUUGGGCGUGCGUGAGGACCACGUCAGCAGGAUGCGUUGACAACUUGCUUACUUGCUUGCAGCCGAUUACUAAACCUAGACACACUUUUACGAAUUUUCGACUUAUUUUCUUGACUCAUCAAUGCGCUGAAAAAUUAAAAGCUGAAUUUCCUUUGUAUGAAGAACUCUCUCGAUAUUGCGUCAUACAACCUGCUUUAGACACUAUUGACUUUUCAUCCGUAACUAAUAAUGCACAAGAUGAGCUUGUUGUUGUUUGAAGAAGCUCGGGCUAUGAUUUUCAAUGAGCCCCGUUCGGUUGGGUGCCAAUGAAUGCCAAGAACCUGAAAUCAAUGCACAAGUACCUCACGCCGGACCAGGCACGGACGGAGCAUCAAGCCGCCAGAACUUGUAGAAUGUAACAAAAUGCAUGCGAAGAAGAUACGAAGAGAACCGCACCAGAGAAUCGGUGAAAAAUGAAAAGUUCGCUUUGGAGCUUGGAGAGGACCAUGAUACCAAACUGACGGUGAAAACCCCACGUGUCGCACACAGCUAACAUUUUGUCGUCACACCUUCGUGUGUUCCGUUUGCUCCAUGCGCACUAAAGAUUAAAAUUCCUCUAAGGUGCUUGCCUUCAUUCGGAGUCCUUUCUUAUUCUCCGAAGAGAAGUUGCUUAUCCUC
Molecule: messenger RNA, 2790 nt
Organism: Amoebophrya sp. A120
Lineage: Eukaryota; Dinophyceae; Syndiniales; Amoebophryaceae
Source: the annotation of a GenBank genome assembly